Messenger RNA from Paramecium pentaurelia, 559 nucleotides. NCBI's taxonomy places the organism in Eukaryota, Ciliophora, Oligohymenophorea, Peniculida, Parameciidae. The record is from the annotation of a GenBank genome assembly.
CAAUGUAUAGAUACAUCUCAGAAUAAGGAUUCAAAACACCAGCUAUAAUCAACUCCCUAAAAAUAUUUGUCAGAGAUUUCAAAGAUGUUUCAUCUAUUUCAGCAACUAAAUUGAAUUCAGAAGAAAUUACAUCAGCCCUUGAAAUUCAUUCUUUAUAAUGGCAUCCAACUAAAGACUCAACAAAAAUUCAUAAAGAAUUUAAGUUUAAUUCAUUCAAAGAGACAUUUGCAUUUAUGGGAUCCAUUUCAACAGUUGCAGAAGAAAUGCAUCGUAAUUUAUUUAUUCUAAAUAUAUAUUAGAUUAUCCAAAGUGGACAUAAAAAGAAAAUGUUGUAAAUGUAGAGAUUUCAACAAAUGAAUGCUCAGGCAUUUCAGUAAAAGACAUACUUUUGGCAUAUACAAUGGAUUAAUUGGCAAUGGAAAUUACUAAUACUUAAAUUAUAUCUGUAUGUGACAGUCCAAAAGUUGUUGAUUCUCAAAUACUAAAUACUUGGAAUUAGAACUUUUAGAAAACCGAAGAUAUUCUAUAAAAUCUUUAAAGGAAUACUGCUCAACUUUGA